Molecule: messenger RNA, 747 nt
Organism: Desarmillaria tabescens
Lineage: Eukaryota; Fungi; Basidiomycota; Agaricomycetes; Agaricales; Physalacriaceae
Product: putative RNA-binding protein L7Ae
Exons: 4
Coding region: 92-670 (192 amino acids)
Biological process (GO): maturation of LSU-rRNA; ribosome biogenesis
Cellular component (GO): nucleolus; cytosolic large ribosomal subunit
Molecular function (GO): RNA binding
Source: RefSeq, a predicted model, not a curated record
AAUACCGGUCAGUCACGCUUUGUGACAGUCAGAUUUUCACCAUUUUCGCCCAACUUCGCGACACCGCCGUCCUCUCGUUUUCGUUCUAGUCAUGGCUGGUGAUAAAUCAGAAAAGAAAGACAAGAAGCGUAGGGAGAGCAAGGUCGAGCCUCCCACAGAAGACGUAGAAAUGGCGGAUGCAGAAGAGACCACCAAGUCGCCGAAGAAGCACAAGAAAGAAAAGGCUGAAGUUCUCAUUCCGGUCGAAGAUUUGUCGCCGCUGGCCAACCCGCUUGCCCAGAAGAAGCUUUUGAAGAAGUUACAGAAAACGGUGAAGAAGGCGUCAAAGUCUCGGCUAGUGAAGAGAGGUGUGAAGGAGGUGGUUAAAGGAAUUAAGAAAGGAGAAAAAGGCCUACUGAUUAUAGCUGCCGACAUCAGCCCUAUUGACAUUGUUUCCCAUCUACCCGUUUUGAGUGAGGAGGCGAAGAUACCUUAUAUUUUCGUGUCGUCAAAGGAGGAACUGGGUCACUUUAGCUCGACGAAACGGCCGACGAGCUGUGUGAUGAUAUGUCCACACCAAAAAAGAAAGCUGAAGGAGGGCACGAAAGACGAGAAGGAUGAAGAAUUUCAUGACUUGUACAAGGAAUGUUAUUCCGAGGUGGAAAAGCUGGAUACCCAGAUUGUAUUUUGAUAUUUCUUUAGGGUAGUAGCUUGGUGUGCCUUGUGAUCGGCAAGCAGGAAUUCGCACGAUCUUUUUUCUACGUUGCA